GCAGUCUUAUUUUGAGAAAUCUGUCCGGAAGUUGAAUAGGCUGUUGUGGCUGACUUGAGGGUGAUCUCUGCUGCUCGCGACACAACAGCACGCAGCUGCUUUCAUUUUCCAGUGCUCGAGACGCAACCGCCGAGAGGGGAGCUCGUGCUUCUUUGCUCCGGGGAUACUACCUCUGAUGGACUUGAUAUAAGAUAAGAAAACGCAGUUUAUCUCUGAUAAUGAACACUCAGGUUGAGGUAGACUUAUUCGGGCAAAUUUCACAGGAGUGUCGGCGUGUGAUUUAUCCCGUGGAUGCGGCUGUCGGGGUCGGUGUCUGAGCCCUGCAGGAUCAGCCUGUCGUAGGGCAUCAUGAUUUCUCUGGUUCUUCACAAGUGGAUGAGGAAUAUUUCUCCGGAGAUGCUGCUGUUGGUGCAGAUACUGUGGUUUUUACCUGUGACUGGAGCGGCUCCUUCUCUGACUACCGAGCAGCUGGACAUGGGGGUGGACUGGCUGAGCAGGUUUGGCUACCUCCCGCCCCCUGACCCAGUGACUGGUCAGCUUCAGACCAAGGAGGCUCUGACCAAGGCCAUCAAAGCCAUGCAGAAGUUUGGAGGGCUGAAGGAGACCGGAGUCUUGGACCAAGACACACUAGGUCUAAUGAAAACACCCAGAUGUUCUCUGCCAGAUGUGUCUGAGGCUGAGGGGACAAUGGGCCGCAGGAAACGAAGCUUGAACCCUCAGAACAAAUGGAAUAAGAGGCAUCUAUCCUGGAGAGUGAGGACGUUCCCCAAGGAUUCGGCCUUACUGGGCAGGGACACCGUUCGAGCCCUGAUGUACUACGCCUUGAAGGUCUGGAGCGACAUUGCACCACUCAACUUUCACGAGGUGGCCGGCAGCGACGCAGACAUUCAAAUCGACUUCACUAAGGCCGACCACAAUGAUGGAUAUCCCUUUGACGGGCCGGGAGGCACCGUGGCGCACGCAUUUUUCCCCGGAGAGAGGUUCACUGCAGGGGACACGCACUUUGAUGAUGAUGAGGCAUGGACCUUCAGAUCACCAGACUCUCAUGGCAUGGACCUGUUCGCAGUUGCGGUCCAUGAGUUCGGUCAUGCCAUCGGCCUGGUCCACACCUCAGCCAUGGAGUCCAUCAUGAGACCGUACUACCAGGGUCCUGUAGGAGACCCUCUGAAAUACGACCUACCCUAUGAAGACAAGGUCCGCGUCUGGCAGCUCUACGGUGUCAGAGACUCAGUAUCCCACACCAAUCGACCAGGCAACCCUUCCCAGACAGCUGAGCCUCCCGUGCUUCUGGACCUCCCUGAAAACAGAUCAACUCUCUUGCUGGCGCGAGAUGCCCCAGACAGAUGCACCAGUCACUUUGAUGCUGUGGCCCAAAUACGAGGGGAGGCCUUCUUUUUCAAAGGGAAGUACUUCUGGAGACUAACUCGAGAGAAGCACCUGGUGUCUCUUCGCCCGGCUCAGAUCCAUCGUUUCUGGAGGGGCCUUCCUCCCAAUCUGGACAGUGUGGAUGCUGUUUAUGAGAGACCAGGGGACCACAAAAUUGUGUUUUUUAAAGGUCUAAAGUACUGGGUAUUUAAAGACAACAACGUGGAAGAGGGUUACCCUCGUCCAAUCAGUGACUUUGGCCUACCAUUGGAAGGCAUAGAUGCAGCCUUUGUUUGGCUCCACAAUGACAAAACCUACUUCUUCAAGGACAGCCACUACUGGCGCUAUGAUGACCACCAGAGGCGUAUGGACUUGGGCUACCCUAAAGACAGCACACUUUGGAAGGGGCUGCCACCACACCUGGAUGAUGCCAUGAGGUGGUCUGAUGGCUCGUCCUACUUCUUUAAGGGGAAGGAGUACUGGCGAGUGCCAGGCAGCGACAUGGAGGCGGAGGCCGGAUACCCCCGCCUCAUUGCCAAGGACUGGCUGCUGUGCACCGAGAUGCAGUCGGACUCUCCGGAUGCGGAGCCCAAGAGCACGGAGACGAGAGUCAACGUGCACCGUCACCCGGACCACGCAGAGAAUGGAUACGAGGUGUGCUCCUGCACCUCUGACACCGCCUCGCCUUUGGGCGCCCGCCCCUCCCCAUCUCCCCUCUGGCUGCUGCCGCCACUCUGGACGCUCUCGCUGGCCCUCCGCUCUGAACUGCUAUGAUGCCAAAGCAUGGGACAAAGUUCCUGAGCUGGGUGAGAGAGAGAGACUCACUAGGGGAGGGCCAGUGGAUGCUAAAUACAAACUGAAAAAUUUUGUUUAUACAAGUAUCAAUUGGUAUGUUUUUGCUAUUAAUUUGCUGUUAUUUAUUUCACAUGCCAUUUGAUGGUCAUCUAAAGCGCCUUGCAGUAUGGGUAGUGCAUACAUUUAUCAUGUUAUUAUACUAGGGUAUCCCUAGUAGACGUCAAUCCACUGACAGUGACAAUGCUAGUACCGUACUUUACAAAUUGAGUUACACAGAAUCACAAGUUCUAUUCUUUAGUUGCUUGAAUGACUAAACUGCCUCUGCAAGGAAAGCUAACUGACGAGUGAGACUGAUGAAAAAUGUGUUCACAGAAGACACAACAGUAUUCUAACACCACAGAUGAUAAUUACUUUUUUCAUGUACAACAAGUUUACAGCAAUAAUGAAUGGCAUUGUGGGAUGUAAGCAGAUAAGAGAUUGGUAAAAAGGUAUGUUUUUACCUUAAAGGAAUAGUUCCCUGUUUUGGGGGAAAAAAGUUCUGAGACUCAGAUGAGAAGAUCGCUACAACUCUCAUGUCUGUAUGCUAAAUACGAAGCAACAGCUUGGAGCUUGCUAGCUUAGCUUAGCAUAAAGACCGUAAACAAGGGGGAAACCACCCUGUCAGAAGAUACAAUAACUCAUUCCACCUAUCAGCACAUCAAAAGCUGACUAAUUAUCACAUUUUAUCUUGUUUAAUCUGUGCAAAAACAGAAGUGUAAGAUGGCAUGCUGUUAUUUUGGUUUUACGGGUAGUUAUGUGCUGGUUGGCAGAUUUUGUUACCUUCAGACAGACCCAGGCUGUUUCUCCCUGUUUCCAGGCUCUAUGGUAAGCCAAGUUAACCAGCCACUGGGUCUUACUUUUUGACACAUAUUUCAUAUAGCUUUUGGGCAAGAGCAUAAAUAAGAGUAAUCCCCAAAAUAUCAAACUAUUGCUUUAAAUAGUGCCUGGCAAGCAGAACUUCCUGUCAAGCUGCUUACUGCCUCCCAGCAUUCUCCUCCAAUGAAAUUGGUUGGCUACAGUUAUGAUUACCGUUAUGGCCACGUUUGGGGUCCACCAAUCCAAAAGAAAGAGAGAGGACAUAAACUCAGUCUGACAGGAAGAGCUGCCUGAAAGGCUUAAACCAAGGCAAAGAGUGACAUUUGGAAAUAUAGAUACUGCAGUCAGACAGGUGACUGACAUCCUGGUAUGUAUCAGAGCAGACAGGUGAAAAGUAUCCAGGGAUGUAGUGUGGAUAGAUAGUUAGGUUUACAGAUGAAUGGCCCCAUGGGAUUUUGAGAGGAAGACACAUGAAUGGCAUGCUGGGAUGUCGACAGGUAGAUGAAUGGCAUCCAUGGCUGCAAACAGGUAGACAAGUGAACUACAUCCAGUACAGCUACCUAGAGAAAAGGGCACACUGGGAAGUGGGAAGUGAAACAAACAAAAUGAUUUCCCAGCAGAUUUUCUUAAUGUUGCUUAAUGUCAUUAUCCUCGCUUAAAUACCUUACCUGUACUCCCACGCUUUUCUGAGGAACUGCGGCUCAUAUAUCUCCAUGAAUUCAUCAUUUCCACCCCACCUGGUACAGAAGCAUUUCCUGCCAUUAUCAGAGGCAGAAUUGGUUUUCUUGUGUUUUUGUAAUAAAUAUGGAUAGAUUGUGAUUCCAUAUUGCUUUGAUCAGAUUAUAGUUCACUGAGCCUUUUAUUCAUCAAUACAAGUUCCUACUGGUGACGUCCUUCGCAGGCCUCACGAAUACAGCAACCUGAUUUAUUCUUGCUGAUAUAUUUACCUACAGUUUAAAUAUAGACACAGAUAUAUUUGAGUUGAGAUGUUCCAUGGUUACCGUGAAACCAAGUGGACUGUGUAUAUUUCAAGCUGUGUUUUUUAAUGUAAAAUAUUUUUGUAGAAAAAUAAAAGAAUCUGAAUGACUUUAUCGACUAAAGGUGGUCACACGAAUUUGUAUUGAGACAGAUCAUUUUGAGUAAGUCUCGCAGCUGUGUGGGCCGAGUGUGUAAUUAUUUAGUGUCAGUGAGAAGGAGUCAGGGCUUGAAGACAGAUGAAGGUAACACGACAGCUUGCAGACACCAACUGGGAGAUGCUCUCCAUCUCUCUGAUGUUCUUACGCAUGUUUUCUCUCGUAAUGGUCACUGUCACGCAAACCACAUCACGUCAAUCACCACC
Messenger RNA from Lates calcarifer (barramundi perch), 4354 nucleotides. Its product is annotated as matrix metalloproteinase-17. The transcript is spliced from 11 exons. Lineage: Eukaryota; Metazoa; Chordata; Actinopteri; Centropomidae. Gene Ontology annotation, biological process: collagen catabolic process; proteolysis; extracellular matrix organization. Gene Ontology annotation, cellular component: extracellular matrix. Bases 349 to 2139 code for a protein of 596 amino acids. Gene Ontology annotation, molecular function: metalloendopeptidase activity; zinc ion binding. The record is from RefSeq and is a predicted model, not a curated record.